AUGACUAUUCCACGUCCUAAAGUUGCCAAACAGACUUCACAAUCGAAGUGUCAGAAGAGAAAGAAGAGCAACGAAGGAAGGAGGAGACAGAAGACUUCGCCGCUUGUAAACAAACAGAAGAAAACUGUUCGGUUGAAGAACAUUUCAACCAAAGCCGGCUCUAAAUGGCAACCAGUCCCUAAGACUUUAGGCACUACAAUUUUGUCAAUGCUGGAUGAUUCCAUCAGUCCAUUUACUGAUUCUGGAAAUAAAGCAGUUGAGAGAAUUUUGCACAAAAUCAGAGACAGUGUCCAGCAUACAUUGGAGGAAGUCAGAGUACCUAAGGUAACAUGGACUGACAGUAAAUCACUGAAGACUUCACAGAAACUCCUGUUAGCAGAGAAGAAACGACUAGAAGAUCUGGAAGUUGAUCUGUCAUUGACGCUGGAUGAAGAAGUCAGGCAGACGAAGCUGCUGCAGAUAAAGAGAGACAGAUUGAAGAGCUCAGCGGCAUCUGCCUGUGAUCAGCCACAGGUUAUCCUUCAAACAGCUCAAGAAUCAACAUAA
Messenger RNA from Candidula unifasciata, 546 nucleotides. The record is from the annotation of a GenBank genome assembly. NCBI's taxonomy places the organism in Eukaryota, Metazoa, Mollusca, Gastropoda, Stylommatophora, Geomitridae.